Molecule: messenger RNA, 963 nt
Organism: Monodelphis domestica (gray short-tailed opossum)
Lineage: Eukaryota; Metazoa; Chordata; Mammalia; Didelphimorphia; Didelphidae
Product: olfactory receptor 2T29-like
Biological process (GO): G protein-coupled receptor signaling pathway
Cellular component (GO): membrane
Molecular function (GO): olfactory receptor activity; G protein-coupled receptor activity
Source: RefSeq, a predicted model, not a curated record
AUGAAGCAAACAAUGUGGUUGGAAAAUCACACUUUGGGAACAGAUUUCAUCCUGAUGGGACUUUUUAGCCAAAGUAAACACCCUACUCUCCUCUGUUCAGUGAUAUUCAUUAUUUUCAUGGUAGCUCUGAUUGGGAAUGCCACCUUGAUCCUUCUGAUUCAAAGGGACUCCCAUCUCCACACUCCCAUGUACUUCUUCAUCAGCCAGCUCUCCCUCAUGGACAUGAUGUAUAUCUCUGUCACUGUGCCCAAGAUGCUAUUGGAUCAGGUGACUGGGACUCAUAGUAUCUCGACCCCAAGCUGUGGGAUCCAGAUGUUCCUCUAUGUGACACUUGUGGGGACAGAGUUCUUCCUUUUGGCAGCCAUGUCCUAUGAUAGGUUUGUGGCUAUCUGUCACCCCCUCCGCUACCCCAUCCUCAUGAACCACAGAGUUUGCAUACUCCUUGUAACUGUCUGUUGGUUCUUGGGAUCCAUUGAUGGUUUCAUGCUUACCCCCAUAACCAUGAACUUCCCAUUUUGCAAAUCCCGAGAGAUCCAACACUUCUUCUGUGAAGUCCCAGCCUUGAUGAAACUCUCCUGCUCAGAUACCUCAGUCUAUGAGACAGUCAUGUACCUGUGUUGUGUCCUUAUGCUCCUAAUCCCUAUAACAGUUAUUUCAGGCUCCUAUUCCCUCAUUCUCCUCACUGUCCAUAGGAUGAAUUCAGCUACUGGUCGUAGGAAGGCAUUUGCUACGUGUUCCUCCCACAUGGCUGUUGUUAUUCUUUUCUAUGGGGCUGCUAUCUAUACCUACAUGCUCCCUUCUUCUUAUCAUACUACUGAAAAGGAUAUGAUAGUGUCUGUUGUCUAUACUAUACUAACACCUGUUCUGAACCCUCUCAUCUACAGCCUCAGGAAUAAGGAUGUCACAGCAGCUUUGAAGAAAGUGUUGUGGGAAGAGCUGGUAUUAGCCAAUUUACAGAAGUAG